CAGGCUGGAGCCGAGCAUCUCCCGGGCUGCGGGCGCUGCCAGCGCUGCCGCCCGCCCCAGCCCAGCGCCGGGCGCACUGCGGAGGGACGGGACGGGACGGGGAGGUGCGGGGGUCCCCCCGCUGCCCCGCGUCGCCAUGGGCCCCACCGGGCUCGGCAUAACUUUCCUGACGCUGCCCCUCGUCGUGCGAGCGGCCGCGGGAGGGCAGUGGUGUUACGACUCACAGGACCCUCGAUGCGGGCCCAGCCACUGGAAGGAGCUGAAAGCCACGUGUGGUGGUGACAAGCAGUCCCCUGUGAACAUCGACAGGCGCCGGCUGCAGCGGGAUGGCGGCCUCGGGGACAUCCUCUUCGAGGGUUACGACCAGGCUCCCCCUGGCAAGUGGAGGCUGACAAACAACGGGCACACAGUGAUGCUGAGCCUGGCGGGUGAAUCGGCCUCUGAGCACAUCAGCAUCAGCGGCGGGGGCCUCCCGGGCCGGUACCGCGCGCUGCAGCUCCACUUCCACUGGGGCAGCCCGGCUGGGAAUGGCUCCGAGCACACCCUCGAUGGGCGCCAGCUCCCCAUGGAGAUGCACAUCGUCCACAUGAAUGCCAAGUACCAGACACUGGCAGAGGCCAAGGGGCAUCCCAAUGGGCUGGCUGUCCUCGGCUUCUUCUUCCAGGUCUCUGAAACCACUAACACCAACUACAACACCAUCGUGGCAGGGCUGAGGAAUGUCUCCCAUGCUGGGGACUCUGUGGAUUUGGCCUCCACGUUCCGCCUGAGCACGCUGCUGCCGCGCGCCGCCCGGCUCUCGGGCUACUACCGCUACCAGGGCUCCCUGACCACCCCCGACUGCAGCGAGGCCGUCCUCUGGACCGUGUUCGAGGAGCCCGUGCAGCUCGGCCGGGAGCAGCUGAAGGCAUUUGUCAGCACCCUGCACUUCCCACUCGAGGGAUCCACGCUCCUAAAGAUGAUCAACAACUUCCGCCCGCCGCAGCCCCUCCGCAGCCGGAGGAUCUUUGCCUCCCGGGGGGCCACAGCCAGCGGUGGCUCCCUGCACGGGGACCCCCACCAGCUCCUCUCAGCCCUGCUCCUCCUGGCCCUGCUCAGCCUCUUCUCACCAGCCCCGUAGGGGGCUGCGUCUUGUUCAUGGGAAAUGGGAAACAACAAAAAAAAGCACGUUGAAACCUUGGCUGGGUGAAGGUUUUGUGAACCUGCAUCUCUGCAGAGGUGAAUCUCUGCAAGCCUGGAGCUGCCCUGGGGUGUCCCUGUGGCUGGGCAGUGGGAGCUGCUGCGAGGGGGAUGUUGUGUGACUGCAAUAAAGCCAAGGUCCCGUCA
Messenger RNA from Passer domesticus (house sparrow), 1323 nucleotides. RefSeq names its product carbonic anhydrase 15-like. Gene Ontology annotation, cellular component: plasma membrane. The record is from RefSeq and is a predicted model, not a curated record. Gene Ontology annotation, molecular function: zinc ion binding; carbonate dehydratase activity. Lineage: Eukaryota; Metazoa; Chordata; Aves; Passeriformes; Passeridae. The transcript is spliced from 8 exons. Gene Ontology annotation, biological process: one-carbon metabolic process. The coding region runs from base 137 to 1117 and encodes 326 amino acids.